GGCGGCGUGGAGAGCGGGGUGCAGUGGCUGCAGGUGAUGAAGAAGGCGAAGAUGUCGCCCAGCGUGGGGUGCUACACCGCCAUCAUCGACGCCUGUGAUAACAGAGGCUCUGGCGCCGCGGACAGCGACUACCAGCGGGCCUCCCAGCUCGUGGACCAGAUGCUGAACUCCGGGCUGGCGCUGAACACGCAAGCCUACAAUGUGGCGCUGCGGACCAAGGCCAAGGCGGCCGAGACGAGCGCCCUGGAGGCCCUGCUCGACAGGAUGGAGGCCAAUUACGUGAUCCCCGACGACUCCUCGUACGCCUCUGUGAUCCGCUCCCGCGCCGAGGCAGGCGACGCGAUGAGCGCCGAGCGCUGGCUGGCCGAGAUGGGGCGGCGCGGCGCGCGGCCAGGGGAGGCCGCGUACGCCGAGGUGCUGCGCGCCUGGGCGGACGUGGGCAACGACAAGGGCAUCCGCAGGACCCUGGCCGCCAUGUCCGACGAGGGCGUCGAGCUCACAGCACCCGCUGCUACAACGCCGUCAUCGGUGCCUUCUGCAGGAGGGGCGACCUCCAGGGCGCGGUGGACCUCUUCGAGCUCAUGGCCGAGAAGGGGUGCGACCACGACAGGGGCACGUACACGGCGAUCAUCCAGGCCAUAG
Prorocentrum cordatum is the source of this 642-nucleotide messenger RNA. The record is from the annotation of a GenBank genome assembly. Lineage: Eukaryota; Dinophyceae; Prorocentrales; Prorocentraceae.